CCAGAGAGUAAACAGGAAGUAGAAUUCAAUGAUCGGGUGAAAAACACCGAGGACCCAGAAGGGAUUCACUCCCGCGGUAACUUGCGCUUUCCAGGGGGUCUGCCCUCUGUUUCUAUUUUUGGCACUCCUGCGCGCGUGCCUACUCCGGUGGAGGUAUUUUGCCCUGAGCCCGCUCUCACCUCUUUAUACAGUGUCCCCAGAAUCAUGGCCGAAUACUCCUAUGUGAAGUCCACCAAACUUGUGCUCAAGGGAACCAAGGCUAAGAGUAAGAAGAAAAAGAGCAAAGAGAAGAAGAGAAAAAGAGAAGAAGAUGAAGAAACUCAGCUUGAUAUUGUUGGAAUCUGGUGGACAGUAACAAACUUUGGUGAAAUUUCAGGAACCAUAGCAAUUGAAAUGGAUAAAGGAACCUAUAUACACGCACUUGACAAUGGACUUUUUACACUGGGAGCUCCACAUAAAGAAGUUGAUGAGGGCCCUAGUCCUCCAGAGCAGUUUACAGCUGUCAAAUUGUCUGAUUCCAGAAUUGCCCUGAAAUCUGGCUAUGGAAAAUACCUUGGUAUUAAUUCAGAUGGACUUGUUGUGGGGCGUUCGGAUGCAAUUGGACCAAGAGAACAAUGGGAACCAGUCUUUCAAGAUGGGAAAAUGGCCCUAUUGGCCUCAAAUAGCUGUUUUAUUAGAUGCAACGAAGCAGGUGAUAUAGAAGCGAAAAGUAAAACAGCAGGAGAAGAAGAAAUGAUAAAGAUUAGAUCCUGUGCUGAAAGAGAAACUAAGAAAAAAGAUGAUAUUCCAGAAGAAGACAAAGGAAAUGUUAAACAGUGUGAAAUCAAUUAUGUAAAGAAAUUUCAGAGCUUCCAAGACCACAAACUUAAAAUAAGUAAAGAAGACAGUAAAAUUCUCAAAAAGGCCCGGAAGGAUGGAUUUUUACAUGAAACACUUCUGGACAGGAGAGCCAAAUUGAAGGCUGAUAGAUACUGCAAAUGACCAGAAUUUUUGUUUCUGUCUCCCCCUAUUGUUUUUUUCUGAAUAAAAUAAUCAAUGGAAGUGUUUUUACAGA
This is a messenger RNA of Panthera uncia (snow leopard), 1054 nucleotides long. RefSeq names its product FSHD region gene 1 (gene FRG1). The transcript has 9 exons. Gene Ontology annotation, molecular function: actin filament binding. The record is from RefSeq and is a predicted model, not a curated record. NCBI's taxonomy places the organism in Eukaryota, Metazoa, Chordata, Mammalia, Carnivora, Felidae. Bases 205 to 981 code for a protein of 258 amino acids. Gene Ontology annotation, cellular component: striated muscle dense body; nucleolus; catalytic step 2 spliceosome.